Molecule: messenger RNA, 3108 nt
Organism: Sceloporus undulatus (fence lizard)
Lineage: Eukaryota; Metazoa; Chordata; Lepidosauria; Squamata; Phrynosomatidae
Gene: SENP3
Product: SUMO specific peptidase 3
Exons: 11
Coding region: 299-2356 (685 amino acids)
Biological process (GO): protein desumoylation
Cellular component (GO): nucleus
Molecular function (GO): deSUMOylase activity
Source: RefSeq, a predicted model, not a curated record
GGGGCAAGCCCUUUUCGUUUAUUGGUAGCUCGAGGAGUUCUAUGAGGGAAAAGAUUAUUGACAGGGAAGAAACAGCCGUUGCGUGUCGUCAUGGUUACGACGCACGGAACCGCGGCGGCAAGUCCCCGGAUGCGGCCGCCAAUUCGUUACCCUCCUGAGGGGAGAGACGCCCCGCCCUCACGCUCGUGACGUCACGCGCACGGCGGCGGGAAGGGAGUAGGGCGAGGCGCAUGCGCGCGCGAUCUCACUUCCGGAACUUCCCCCUCCUCAUCCCAAAAGGUGAAGGAGCAUUGGAACCAUGAAGGAAGCCAUUCAGGCCAGGAAGUAUUGGGGGGCAUCCCCCGGCCUGCAGAAUACAAUGGGCCAUCGGGACAAGAUCUGCUGUCCUUCUCGGGAGUGGGGCGAACGUGAACCCAAACGUGGAGGUGGUGGCUGCUUUGAGGGCAACCGGAGAUUGGGCUACACCAGCAAAAAGCCUCCGGGCUUCGACCCCUUGUCCUCCGGCAGCGAUGAGGAAGAGAAAGGGAAUUGGGAUCAUCCCUGCAUGUCCAGCUGGGGAGUGUCAGGGAGUACAUCUGAUCCCACGCAAAACAAAGCCAGCAGCACUGGGAAGGUUGCCCGAAGUGGAGGACGGGCCUGGCCCUUUGAAGUGAAGGCAGUUGCCAAUUCCCGGGGUCGCCCACAGCUACUGGGAGGCACCUUGAGGCGGCAUGGCUCCCGGCGUCGGCGCCAGCGGGCCCUGCAGGCCUUCCGGAUGCUUCUGUAUUCCAAGAGCUCCUCCCUGGCUUUCCAUUGGAAGCUCUGGGGCAAAAUGGCCUGCAAGGGGCGUCGCCGGUCUGGGACAAAGCGGGCACGGUCCUCCCUGUCCCUUUCCCCUGGGUCACAGCCUGAUGACGACCACCUUUCUAUCUACAAGAAAAGCUGCCCCUUAGGGGAAGAGGACUGCCAGGGCCGAGCCAAACACCGGCCUCGCUCUGCCCCCUUCAAGUCCCACCUUUCCUCUGAGCCCCACCUGGACUACGGGUUGGAUGGAGCCUUCCCCGCGUCUUCGUCCGUGCCACAGACCUCUCGCCUCAGCUUGCUGGGAGCCCUGAUGGAGGACGCUUCCUCUUACCCUCAGUAUGUGGAGCUGCAGAGGGUCAGUUUUGACAAAGAUUCUGGAGGCAUGGAGCUGGAUGAGGAAGAGACGGCUGCCAUGCUCAAAUACCCUACUGGGGGGGUCCAAGCCUCCCCCAGGACUCGGAAGGUUGGCGAGGCCGAGAUCGGCCUGGAUGGAGAGCGAGGCCCCCUGGAUGGUCUCCCCAAUGGCUUUGCGUCCCUCACUCCUGACGGUGACCUCUGCUCCCUCCCUGGAGUGGCGGAUGCCACCAUCCUCAUCAGCAACGUCUGUAGCAUUGGAGACCACGCGGCUGAGGAACUCUUCCAAGGCCCCCGGGACAAGGAGAGGCUGCUGGAUCCUUCUGGAAUCAAGCUGGAAGUGGGGAGCCAGCAGGCAGAGUCGGCCGCUGAGGGAGGGCAAGAGAGGUUCGGCGAGAAGAUGGCCCAGCACAGCCCACUGAGGGAAGAACACAUCACCUGUGUGCACAACAUCCUGGACGAGUUCCUGCAAACGUACGGCAGCCUCAUUCCUAUCAGCGUGGACGAGGUGGUGGAAAAGCUGGAGGACAUCUUUCAGCAAGAGUUCUCAACGCCUCAGAGGAAAGCCUUGGUCAACCAGCUGAUCCAGUCCUACCAGCGUAUGCCAGGCAAUGCCAUGGUCCGGACCUUCCGUGUGACCUACAAGCGCCACGUGGUCACCAUGGAUGACUUGCAGACACUCUAUGGGCCCAACUGGCUCAACGACCAGGUCAUGAAUAUGUAUGGAGAUCUUGUUAUGGACACGGUGCCAGAGAAGGUUCAUUUCUUCAACAGUUUUUUCUACGAUAAGCUACGAACCAAGGGGUAUGAGGGGGUGAAGCGCUGGACCAAAAACGUGGACAUUUUCAACAAGGAGCUGCUUCUCAUCCCAAUCCACCUAGAGGUACACUGGUCUCUCAUCUGCGUGGAGGUGAAGCAGAAGAAAAUCACGUACCUGGACUCCCAGCGCACCCUCAACAGACGGUGCCCCAAGCACAUCUGCAAAUACCUGCAGGCUGAAGCAGACAAGAAAAAUCGCCCAGACUUCCGAGACGGGUGGAGAGGAGUUUUCCAAAUGAACAUUGCCAGGCAAAACAACGACAGCGAUUGUGGAGCGUUUGUCCUGCAGUAUUCCAAAUACCUGGCUUUGGAUCUCCCCUUCACCUUCACGCAGCAAGACAUGCCGAAACUCCGCCGACAGAUGUACAAGGAGCUGUGUCACUGCAAGCUCAUUGCGUGACGGCUGACACACACACACACAUACACCCCUCCAUCGCCUUGGACGGAUGGACAGAUAAACUCAUCCCCAUCCCACAGCUGGGAGCCAUCUCCCGGAACAACUCUUCCUUGGGCUGUGGGUUCUGAUCCCAUCAAUUUUGGGGGCAUUUGGAACAAGGACACUACUCAUAGGUCACUGGAACUCUGAGGUUUGAAAACCGGACUCAUAUUUUGUGUGUGGGGAGGGGGAGUGUUACCUUUCUUUUUACCCAGGUUGGCCCCCUCUCCUUUUUCUCUUCCUGGUCUUUGGGGUUUUUUUUUUCCAGUUCCUAUUUAAACCUAGGCUGGGAUUUCUCUAGGUUGAUUUGUUGCAGGGGGAUAUAGGGGUGGGAUCGGGGUUUGGGGGGGUUGUAUAUGUGGCAUGCCCUCUGCAAAAUGCUCCACUCCAGAUCUCAGAAAGACAGAGGGCAUGGGGACCAGGAAGGCGGGGAGGACUCGGUCAGAUGCCCCCCCAGACCCCAACUUCUCCCCCCAGUUUAUCAUCCUAUCAACUAUUUGUGUUAGUGGGUGAUGUCUGGGAUUUUUCCCCCCCAAAGGAUUUUCAGGGGGGGUGGAACAGCUGGGAAAAGGGGGAAGUGGGGAAGGGACAGUCAUGGGUUGAAGGGAGGGUGGGGACAGUUUAUACACUGGGGCCGAGACAGCAGAAACAAGCAUUUUUUAUACGAUGGCUGCCAUUGUGGGUAAAUAAUAAUAAAAAAGACAUUCUUUGGAGAA